Molecule: messenger RNA, 927 nt
Organism: Phyllotreta striolata
Lineage: Eukaryota; Metazoa; Arthropoda; Insecta; Coleoptera; Chrysomelidae
Source: the annotation of a GenBank genome assembly
AUGACCGAAGUUUUGGAAAAUAUCGACAGUGAAACCCGGCGAAAAAUCUUCGCCGAAUUCGGGAAAACCGAUGAAGAUGUAGCGAAAGAUAGGGAAAUCGUUUCGGAGUGGCUGAAAACUCAGGCGCAUUUGCCCGAAACGCCGGCGAGGAACAUGAUAGAUUUGUUCCUGAUUUUUAAUAAAUUCAGCGUUGAAAUUACCAAACAAAAGUUGGACAUGUAUUAUACGGUACGGUCUGUUUUUCCGGAUUUUUUCGAUAAUAUUCAUCCCAAUAGCGCGGUAAUGAGAAAUAAUUACAACUCAAGUAAUAUAAUCGUCUUGCCCAAAUUGACCGAAGAUUUUAGUAGAUGUUUCGUGUACACCUUCGAAGAUGUACCUACAGACGAACAUUUCGUGGAGGCUUUAGUGGGAAAAACGUUGAAUGUCCAGGAAGUGCGAAUCCACGAGGACUUAUCCGCUCAUCAAUACGUUAUUAUCGAUUUCAAAAAUUUGAAACUAGAAAACGCCCUCAAAUUCACCCCAUCGAAUGUGAAAAUAACCACGACGCUUUUAGAGAAAGUUUACAGCAAUAGAUUGAAGCAAAUACACUUCCUCAACUUCCACCCGGCUGUUAAUAUCCUGAUGAAACUGGCGAAACUCUUCAUGAAACCCAAACUCAUCGAUAGGAUUAAAAUUCACGAAUCUCCUGACACCCUAAAAAACUACAUCCCGUCGCGCAUCUUGCCCAGCGAUUUCGGAGGCGAGGAGAAGUCCAUCAGCGAGUUGAACGAUAUGUGGAGGGAAAAACUGGAGGAAUACCAGAGCCGAUUUGAUUUGCUGGCAAAGAUGAGAGUGAAUGAGAAUAAGCGACCCGUUCCUCUGGAAUCCCUGGAUGAGGUCGACAGAUUAGGAAUGCAGGGAACAUUCAAGAAAUUGGAUAUUGAUUGA